Messenger RNA from Zophobas morio, 1928 nucleotides. RefSeq names its product amidophosphoribosyltransferase-like. Gene Ontology annotation, molecular function: amidophosphoribosyltransferase activity. The coding region runs from base 114 to 1712 and encodes 532 amino acids. Gene Ontology annotation, biological process: purine nucleobase biosynthetic process; purine nucleotide biosynthetic process. The transcript is spliced from 6 exons. Lineage: Eukaryota; Metazoa; Arthropoda; Insecta; Coleoptera; Tenebrionidae. The record is from RefSeq and is a predicted model, not a curated record.
UGGCGGGAGUGGGGGCUGGAGCACGUGGUUGCAUAAAAGAACGCGCAUAAAUCAUGGGCUAGUUUAUUGUUUAAUUAGCGAGGCGCGAACGUGGAAGGACCUUACCGACAAGAAUGGCCUCCGAAAAUUGCAGCCACGGUUCCGAUGACGAAACUUGCUGCGAAAUGCAGAACUUCGCUAUAGAAAAAAGAAAAAAUCGGGGCGCCGUCACGUCUGGAUUGACGCACGAGUGCGGCGUUUUUGGGGCCAUCGGGUGCGGGGAAUGGCCCACGACCUUGGAAAUCUCGCAGAUUAUCUGUUGGGGGUUGGUCGCUCUUCAGCACAGGGGUCAAGAAUCCGCCGGCAUCGUCACCAGCGAGGGCAAAUGCUCCAAGUACUUCAACAUCGUCAAAGGCAUGGGUCUAAUCAGCAACAUCUUCAACGACCAAGCCAUCCGCAAGCUGAAGGGAAGCAUCGGCAUCGGCCACACCAGGUACUCCACGAGCGCCGCCUCCGAAGAAGUCAACUGCCAGCCCUUCGUAGUGCACACCCAACACGGCGCCCUCGCCGUGGCCCACAACGGGGAGCUGGUGAACUGCGACAGCUUACGAAAAAUGGUCCUCGGCCGCGGCGUCGGGCUUUCCACCCACUCGGACAGCGAACUUAUAACUCAGGCUCUGUGCUUGAACCCCCCUGAAGGCGACGAGCUCAACGGACCGGACUGGCCCGCUAGAAUCAAGCACUUGAUGCAGCUGGCGCCCCUUAGUUACUCCCUAGUCAUCAUGCUGAAGAAUAAAAUCUACGCCGUGCGAGAUCCAUAUGGGAAUCGACCAUUGUGUCUGGGCAAGAUCUUGCCCCAGAACGAACCUCUGGAUGGCGACUGCGACGACAGCAGGGAAGCCGAAGGCUGGGUCGUCUCGUCGGAGUCCUGCGGGUUCUUGUCGAUCGGCGCCCAGUACGUCCGGGAGGUGUUCCCAGGGGAGAUCAUCGAGAUGACUCGGCACGGAAUUCGGACCAUCGACAUAGUGGAACGACCGGAGAACAAAAUCCAGGCUUUUUGUAUCUUCGAGUACGUUUAUUUCGCCCGUGCUGACAGCAUCUUCGAGGGGCAGAUGGUGUACGCGGUGCGGAUGCAGUGUGGGCGGCAGCUGGCCAUUGAACACCCCGUGGAGGCGGACAUUGUGAGCUCGGUGCCGGAGUCGGGGACGGCGGCGGCGCAUGGAUUCUCGAGACAGAGCGGGAUUUCUUUCUCAGAGGUGCUGUGCAAGAACCGGUACGUGGGGCGGUCGUUUAUUCAACCCAGUAAUCGACUGAGGCAGCUGAGCAUUGCGAAGAAGUUUGGCGCUUUGUCUGGCAGCGUUAAAGGCAAACGCGUCCUCCUCAUCGACGACUCGAUCGUCCGCGGCAACACCAUCGGCCCCAUCAUCAAACUGCUCCGAAACGCUGGUGCCAAAGAAGUCCACAUCAGGGUAGCCAGUCCACCACUACUCUACCCAUGCUACAUGGGCAUAAACAUCCCUACCAGAGAAGAACUCAUCGCUAAUAAACUCAACCCAGACGAACUAGCAGUUCAUGUUGGUGCCAACAGCCUGAAAUAUUUAAGCGUAGAAGGCUUAGUGAAGGCCGUCAGAUCAGACAUCAAGACCAAAAAUCCGCACAAAGUGGGCCACUGCACUGCGUGUCUCACGGGCGAAUACCCCGGAGGCGAACCCCACAAAGACCUGGAUUGGUAAAUCGACCCGCCGCCGGAAGAGGGCGUUAAAUAAGAAUCUCGUUGAGCUUGAGGUGGUCCACACCGAUUUAUUUAUGACGUGAUACAAACAUUCCCUAUAUUUUCGUUAAAAAAAAUAUGAAAAUGUGAUUAUAUAUGUAGUUUAGGUUUGUUAGUUGACCACACUAAAACCGAUUAUGAAUGAAAGUGGGUUUUUAAAAAUAUAGUUUGAAUGCAG